CUACCGAGAGCAGUAGGCACCCAGACCCUGAGUGGAGCAGGAAUACUGAAGAUGUUCAACAAAGCUACGGAUGCCGUCAGUAAAAUGACCAUCAAGAUGAAUGAAUCGGACAUAUGGUUCGAGGAGAAGCUGCAGGAGGUGGAGUGUGAGGACCAGCGGCUACGGAAGCUGCACGCCGUCGUUGAAAUGCUAGUGAACCACCGGAAAGAGCUGGCGUUGAACACAGCCCAGUUCGCAAAGAGCCUGGCCAUGCUGGGGAGCUCGGAGGACAACACGGCCCUGUCCCGGGCGCUGUCCCAGCUGGCAGAGGUGGAAGAGAAGAUCGAGCAGCUGCACCAGGAGCAGGCGAACAAUGACUUCUUCCUCCUGGCUGAGCUCCUGGGAGACUACAUCCGCCUCCUGUCAGUUGUAAGGGGAGCCUUCGACCAGCGCAUGAAGACCUGGCAGCGGUGGCAGGAUGCCCAGACCAUGCUGCAGAAGAAGAGGGAGAUGGAGGCCAGGCUGCUCUGGGCCAACAAGCCCGACAAGCUGCAGCAGGCCAAAGAGGAGAUCUCGGAGUGGGAGUCACGCGUGACGCAGUACGAGAGGGACUUUGAGCGGAUUUCUGCCGUCAUCCGCAAGGAAGUGAUACGGUUUGAGAAAGAGAAAUCGAAGGACUUCAGGAACCACGUCACUAAAUACCUGGAGACAUUGCUGAACUCGCAGCAGCAGCUGGUGAAGUACUGGGAAGCGUUCCUACCCGAAGCCAAGGCCAUUUCUUAAUUGGAUGGAGCAAACGAGUGUACCUGAACUUUGCCUUUUUUUUUUUCUUUUUAUAUAUACACUAUACCUCUUCCUCUUUUACAUGUGAACAAACCACUCGGGAGCUGGUAGAGGUUUAACACCCCCAGACAAGCAGCUUUGCAAGCUAGUAACUCUUCUAACUGUAUAUUUUUCAUUUAGCAACAUAUAUUUUCUUACUGAAGAGAAACUAGUUUCCUGCUUUGAGACCAGACCUGCAGCAGGGGGUUAACAAUCUCUGUAAAAUGUAUAUUUUUCAGGCUGGGUUUUAGGGCUCUAACAACUAUCUUCCUCUUGCAGUGCCAUUAAAGUUCUGUAAUAAAAACUUCUAUCAGGGCAAA
Messenger RNA from Mesitornis unicolor (brown roatelo), 1121 nucleotides. RefSeq names its product sorting nexin 1 (gene SNX1). Gene Ontology annotation, cellular component: endosome; endosome membrane. The annotation marks the transcript as partial. The record is from RefSeq and is a predicted model, not a curated record. Lineage: Eukaryota; Metazoa; Chordata; Aves; Mesitornithiformes; Mesitornithidae. Gene Ontology annotation, molecular function: phosphatidylinositol binding. The transcript is spliced from 7 exons. Gene Ontology annotation, biological process: early endosome to Golgi transport.